AACUUCUUCCUGGUCCGACGGGUCGGUUGAUAUGAGACCACGUGACUAUACAAUAAUUUACUUCCCUGUUCUGUCGUUGCUGGAAAAUGUCGCAUAUACUGACGUGACGAUGUUAUUCAAGGAAAGAGAGGAAGGUGUAGAGCACGGGAUAUAAUAUCGAGUUACAUAGCAGAGCAGACGACACUUACAGAAUGGCGGGAAUUUGCAGGAGUAAACUUUUCAAAGUGUUGGCAGUGGCAAUGGUGGUGACAGUCUUACAGACGCCAUCUGCACAAGCACAACAGUGUGACAAGAACAAAACACAUACAUGUUGUUCAGAGAACUCUAGGUGUCCAAGCGGGUACUUCAUGGUAUCACAAUGUGACACAUCGAGUUCCGCAACGUCGGUGCCCAGUACGACACUACCCGACGACGACGACGACGACACCUUCAACUCCACCGACACAAGUAACGACACUUCUACAGACUCCAGUAAUGACACUUCUACAGAGUCCAGUAUUGACACUUCAACAGACUCCAGUAAUGACACUUCGACAGACGCUGCAACAUCGGAGGCCUCCAGCACCAAUGACAACGGGGGGACGUCGUCUUCUUCGACACCAACAGUUUACUGCAGAAGGUGCAAAGACAACUGCAGUAACUGCAGCGACACUGUGUGUUUCACAUGUGAGGCCAAGUUCUUGCUGGAGAAUGGCGAGUGCGUUUCCUCCGGCGCUUCAGAACAAUUCCCAGUGGCGGCCGUGGCAGGAGGUGUUGUCGGAGGCGUGGUGCUGAUUGUCGCCGCUGUCGUUGUCAUCGCUUGUGUGUGUCGCAGAAAACGCCAAGAUCCAGCACAAAGCCCAACAGUAGAUACACCAGACCCGUCGUCAGUCGUGGAGUCGGGGGUUUCGGAAGGAGAACACAAUUUGCACAUGUCCCCUGAUUACGAGAACAUGGGAACGAAGUUGAAGGACAUGCCCACCCAGAUCCUGCGGGGACAGGACAAUGUGCUGCGAUAUACUAAAGACCCAACCCAGCCCAAGCAGGUGAUUGUGCCGGAAGAGCAUGAAAGCACAUACGCCAACCAAGCUACCAUCAAAUUGAAUCAGAUGGCCCAGGCCCAAUCCCAGGAGCAACAAGAGCUCCAGCAGCUACCAACAGCGCCAGGGCCUCCUAGAGGUGUCCAGCCAUCAAAGAAGCAGAAGAAGAAGAAGAAGAAGAGUCUGAAAGCAAAAGACCAAGAAACCGCACAGGUCCAUCCACCGCCAGAAGAGACAUCCGAGGAGAUCUACGUCAACGGUCCCUCGACUGGUGGCGGUAGUAGGGAACACGAUGAGGAACAAAUAUAUGAAAAUGAGACAUCAUCACCUUAUGUAAACCUCGGUUUCCAAAACAAAAUGUAAGCAUCCGAGUGCAUAUGAGACAUAUGGGUGAUGACUAGACACUCAGUUGACAAUACUUUGCUAAUGCCACCUUGACGUGGUAACAAACGGGAGAUGAAUUGUGAUAUGUGAAGGAGCGUUAAAGAUGAGUUUCCGUGAAAUCAGUGUGUGGUACAAAGUUUUCACCACGAAACUUCAUGGAGAAAGUAUUUAUGUAUACCUGUGUGUAUAUAUCAAAGAUGUACAAAUAUAUAACACAGACGUUGAUGCUUCAGAGAAAGGUUAGGGAUGGUUAUGGUCCUACGUCAAGGAUAGAACCCGUGUCUUAGAGUAUAUUACUGAUCGUUGUGAUGCCAGCUUGAGACUCUCAAAUGAUAAAAUGCAGACGACAAUUCCACCAACAAAACAUGUCUUCAGCUAGAUAGAAUUACCGGGGUUUCAAAUGAAUGCCAGAUUGGAGUAAUGUGGCAUACUGUAGAAAGGGUUUCAAAUUUUGAUGAUCACUGAUGGUUGCUGCAUACUAGUAUGACGACGCCGUACGCCACAAGAACACAGACAUGAACCUAAGUGAGUGAGUAUGGUUUUACGCCGCUUUCAGCAAUAUUCCAACAAUAUCACGGCGAGGGACACCAGAAAUGGGCUUCACACAUUGUACCCAUGUCGGAAAUCGAACUCGGGUCUUCGGCGUGACGAGCGAACGCUUUAACCACUAAGCUAUCCGAUGCCCCAUGAACCAAAGAACAUCAUGACCGUUACAAUACCCACUAAAGUACUCACUACGGUACUAUAAAUAAUGUGUGUCGUUGUUUAUGAGUCAACACGAAUGUAUUCUUCAACUGGAGUUUGUAUUUCUGUAGCAGAUAUUAAGAUUGUGCCAAAGUGUCAUAUGUUCUAGAUAAUUACAAUGCAAUUUUUCUGUUAUAAAUAUUAUUUUUCUUGCAAACAUAUCAUAUAUUGAAUGUAUUUUCACUCUGUUGGUUGUAUUUAGAGAUUUUAAUUCAUAUGUACUGCUGAUCAAUACUAAAGGAGCAUGUAUAUAUAUGUAGGUUCUGACUAGUUGUACAUGACAUAUUUCUUACAUGCCGAUGUUGCUAACAGUGAUGUCAAUAAACUAGCAACGUCGCUUCCCAUGGAGUUGGGAAUAAGUACAGUGGAGGAUGUAUUCGAAGCAAUAUUUCGCAGACUGUUUCAUUUAAAUUUUCCUUGUCACAAUGCGAAACAAAACAAGCUCCAAUAAACCAAACCACAUAAUCAUAUAAUGAUGAGAGGAACUUUCUGGGAUAUGUUGUCACAUUAUGGGGUAAUAUAAGGAAAUGAAUGGGUUUUUUUUUUUUUUAAAUUGUCAAUAUAAUUCAGAUGUCAUUAAACUCAAACUAAAUAUAUGAUUUCAACAUUUGCAAUAAAAAUAUGUUCCAGUGUAAAUAUUAAAGCAAUUAUUCAAGUGUACGCGAGGUUGGUAUUUGAACGAUGUUUCUGUACGAAACUAUUCAUUUUUUCUCCCAAACCAACCUGAACACAUUCUUUUCAAUGUCACUUGAAUACAGUGUAAAUAUGGAGAUGAAAUGCGUGCUUACAGUUGUAUAGGUUAGAGAAGGCCAGGUCGUAUACGCCGUUAUUUUCAUGUUUUAUGGAUAGAUGCUAUGCAACAUGUAUCGGUGAAUAUACACCAUUCGUUGACAAGGGCAUUAAAUGUUAUGUGCAUAUGAUGCAUCGAACAUUUCAUAUCCUUCAUUUGGUUAAUAUUUAUUCGUGCUGUAUUUAUUCGUACAGUAUUCUGCCCUUAAGACAUAUAGUAAAUCAUGUAUUAAAAUCUGUAGUAAAACAUGUUUUAUAGGAAAACCUCAACAAUGGGUAAUGAUGGUUUGACGGUUAUGAUGAUUGAUCAUUUACGGUUAUUUUUCGAUCAAUUAUAUGGCCAUUUAUGUAAAUAUGUAAAUAAGAUGUAAGUCUCUAAUGUAUCCGUCUAAUAGACGGACAAAGGAUAUCUACAUGGCAAUACGUAACCGGAGAAUAAACGAUGUUUAGUAUUACAGAUAGUUUAUGUGCUUUUUACCCAAGCGUUUUACUCAGCAUAACGCAUUGUUGAAGUGUUGAGAUAUGCCGUUAUCCCAUGGAGUGUUUACUUAGACAUGCUUAGUUAACAUUAAAAUUACCCCAAGUGUAUUCCGUUUCUGAAAUAAAAAUAUGUUUAAAGUUGAAACAUUACAAACAUGACCGUGAAACAUGGUUAAAAUGCAAACGAUGCCACGAGGAAUAGGAAUUCCACCAACAUUUAUGAAAUGUGACGAAAGGUAAUAUCCAAAACUUUUCAAUGAAUAGUGUUAUAAAUGUUUUGGAGAUGUUCAGUAAUAUCGAGAAAACUAUAGCCACGUUUCGAUGUCAGAUAUAACAUAAGCUGCAGGUCGAUAGUCAUUGAUUACAGCGAUUACGAUCCAUUCGUGACCAACUAGUGUUAUUCCGGGACAAGCCGAAUAGCGACUCGUGCCUCUCUCGGGCCAUUUUUGCGACUGGGUUCCGUCUAAGCGCAAACGGGCAUCGCUAAAAGAAUAGUCAACUCGUUGCGUAAUGAUUCACGUAUGUUUCCUAGAUAUAUCAUAUAUAUUCCUGAUGCUACUGAAAACAAAUUGGGACUGAUAUUAUUAUACAGUAUAGUUGAACACAUUUAACUGUAUGUUGAGUAUAUUCUUAAAUGCCAGACAUAUGUUAAAUCUAAAAUUAUUCCUGAGGGAUUCUUUGACCAAAGUACUUGAAGUCAUACGCGCAUUCUGAUUGGUUUGUCGUAUUUUUGCAUAUAACAUUCAUCGAUAGGGGGACGAGUCUUCUUGUAGCUUACGGAAAGGGGCGAGUGUUGACGGAUGGAUUACAAUCCUGCAUCGAAAUUACGGCCAGUUUUAUGUUCAAUGUAAAGUAUGUGAAGGAAAAUGACUGUCGAUGUCACAGUUAUACGUCCCGAGUCUGGUACAUUGUGUCUCCGUCAGUGUAAUGAUCACAUAUCGUUCGGAAUGUCAAUCAUUUUAGGAUACAAUGAACUUUUGAAAUAAACACCAUGUUCAUAUUUCCUAAUACAACUGCUUAUCAUCCCCUGGUCCAAGACGUCAUUGUUAUUUCAUUGUGCAGUGUACAUGCAGUAAGCUACGUUUAUAACGCACAUGCUUAUAACGAACAGGCGGAUAUGACGAACUAAACUUAGUGGUCCCUUUGAGUUCGUUAUAACCGUAGUUUACUGUAUCUUCAACUUGUGUCAUGUAUGUGAUUAUGUAUACGAGUUAUCAAGCUCAAUAAACGCUGAGUCACGUUGUCAUUCA
Haliotis rufescens (red abalone) is the source of this 4666-nucleotide messenger RNA. RefSeq names its product cell wall integrity and stress response component 2-like. Bases 192 to 1382 code for a protein of 396 amino acids. The transcript is spliced from 4 exons. Lineage: Eukaryota; Metazoa; Mollusca; Gastropoda; Lepetellida; Haliotidae. The record is from RefSeq and is a predicted model, not a curated record.